AUGCACCGACCCCGGCUACUGGCUAAUGAGGUUGAUGACGCGCUCACUGCGCAUGCCCAGAACAUACGGUUUGUGGUCUCACUUCAGUCUGAGAUUAUUGAACCCCCAGUCCCCGCGUCCUUUGAAACCUGCCCACCUGCCCACCUGCCCAGCGUCCUUCUCCGUCUGUCCUGCUGUUUGCCAGCACCUGCUGUGUUCCUGGCCCUGUACCGGGCGCUGCGUUCACGGGGACACUCCACCUGGAGGAACAGGGCUGCGGGAACGGAGUGGCGAGGAUCCGCGAACGCAGAGGCUCAGACGCGCGCCACGCGGGUCCCAGGGCCCGCGGGCCGGUGCCCAGGUUUCCCCGCCACGCAGGGGUCGCGGGCGAGGCCCGCCUUGGAGCUGCCGGAGAGCCUCAGCCUCGGGGCGCCUCCGCCUCCUGCCCCUCCGCCGCCAGCUCCGCUUCCUUGGAUCGGCUCUCCGAUGCUUCGUGGCUCCGGGGACUUGGCGUCGCGCUCACAGUGGGAACAGGAUCAUCGAAGAGACCAUGUCACAUUUAAGGUCGUGUCUCUGGCUCCUCUCGGCUGUGUGUUUCUCAGACUUUGCCUAGUUUUGAAGAGCACUGGUCAGGAUUUCGUGGAAUGUUCCUCAAUGUUGGAGCCUGCCUAACCGUUUUACUAGAAUGCAUACUUUUUAUUGUAUGCCUUUGAAUAGUUUUUUUAAAUAUCUGAA
This is a messenger RNA of Sciurus carolinensis (gray squirrel), 714 nucleotides long. RefSeq lists its product as uncharacterized. Bases 1 to 651 code for a protein of 216 amino acids. The transcript has 3 exons. Lineage: Eukaryota; Metazoa; Chordata; Mammalia; Rodentia; Sciuridae. The record is from RefSeq and is a predicted model, not a curated record.